Messenger RNA from Megachile rotundata (alfalfa leafcutting bee), 6108 nucleotides. Its product is annotated as sorting nexin-29. Gene Ontology annotation, molecular function: phosphatidylinositol binding. Lineage: Eukaryota; Metazoa; Arthropoda; Insecta; Hymenoptera; Megachilidae. The record is from RefSeq and is a predicted model, not a curated record.
AAGCGCCGACAGAGUGUGUCGCCUCUGGUAUACUCUGUGGUUAACAUGUUCCGUAAAUGUUUCAAUUCCUUGAAGUGACUACAUAUUUAUGUAUAUUCUUUGUGUCAUUGUUUUUAAUGACGGCUACAUUUUGAAAGGAAAUUAACAGUGAUUCUCACUGAUUCGCAUCCAUGGCUCUACGUAUGAUGUCAGCAAUAGUGCCAGGCACUCAUAAUGUAAUUGAUUCUAAUCAAAGUUAUGAUCAUGCUGCAGAACGACAAAAGUUGUUAGAAGAUUUAUUAGCUGCUGCAAAAAAGUGUCAUGUUAGAUUUGGUGGGCGUACUGAACUAGCAACUGAAUCAGAUAUAUGUGUCAUACAACUAUGUCAUAUAUUUGAAUCAAUUUUUAGUCAUGGAUUGCGUACAAAUUGUAUUGAAAAGAUUAAUUCAGCUUUAAGGCAUGUCUCAGAUAUAGUAUCUGGUAGUAGUACAAAAUUGUACAAUACAUCGGAUAUGGCAUUCUGGCCAUGUAUAAAGGAGCAAUUGACAUGGCAUGAACAGGAACGUUUUGGUAUAUUAAAAAAGGUACACACAGAUUAUGGUCGGGGAAGAGCAUGGCUUAGAGCUGUUUUGAAUGAACGUUCUUUAGAACGUCAUUUACAUGCUAUACUUGAUCCAGCUAUCUUAUCACCUUUUUAUGAGGAUUGGGCAUUUCUACGUGAUCAGGAACGAAGCUCCGUACUGCCAAAUGUAGCUGCAGGACUUGGUAGCAUUUUAUUUGCAAUUAGGAUAGACAAUGAUGAAUUGGAUAACAACUUAACAGGAAAGGAAAUUGAGAAACAAAAAGUUUCAUUGUCUGAACCCAUUAUAUCAUCUGCAAUUCCAGGAUCUACCCUAAAGCAAAAACCAAGGAAAAAAGUGCCAACUCAUAUAAUUUCUUUUGAUAAUGAGAAUGAAGAACAUGAGACUAGUGAAACUACAGCUUCAGUUAGUGCACCUCCAACCUGUCUUAAUUCCCCUGCAGUGGCAACAGUAAAAAAUUCUGAGUUACCUAGUUUAUCAGGACUACAGUCUCAACCAGAAACAAAUGAUAGUGACAUAAUAGUUGAUAAAGAACCUUCUGCAUGGGAAAAAUGUGAAACAUUUGAAGAAGAAAAAGUAUUAACUCCAGUUACAGAUUCUGGUAAUAUGGGUGGACUUGUUCCCGUAUCCCCUUUAGAUCAAACAUUAGACGAUAUGUUAAUAGCAUUGCCAAACUAUUUAGAUGAUACGUCUGAAGUAACAGAAGCUGCAGUGGAAGCUACUGAACCCCUUGAAAAUUUAGACAUGCAACCAGAUGUAGAAGAUAUGGAUGUAAAAACGUUACAAGUAAGACUUUUAGCUAUGACUGAAGUGUUAGAACAGGCUAAAGAAGAUGCUAUGGCUAGUAGGUCACAGCUUACUCGUUUGCAAAGGCAACAUCAAAAUUAUCUUGAAAGACACGAAUUACAAAUACAAACGUUAAACAGAGAAAACGAAUUGUUAAGGCAACAAUUGCGUAAAUAUGUAACUGCGGUACAAAUGUUAAGAAGAGAUUCUGAUUCCACUACAGUAUCUGAAGAAGGUCCAUCAUUAGAUUAUCAUGACGAAGCUCAACAAUAUGAAGAGAAAUUAAUUCAAGUCGCGGAAAUGCAUGCGGAAUUAAUGGAAUUUAAUGCUAGAUUAACUUUACAGUUGAAUGAGAGGGAUAGAUUACUUAAAUUAUUACAAGCGGAAUUAGAAUGUCUGCGUGGUCCUUUAAAUGAAGAUGACUUACCGUUGGAACCUCCAUGUCUCAUUCAUAUAUGGAUUCCAUCUGCGUUUCUUACUGGUCAACCUUCUGACAUACAUCACGUUUAUCAGAUAUAUGUACGUAUUAGAGAUACUGAAUGGAAUAUCUAUAGACGAUACGCGCAAUUUUACACGCUUUACAGAGAAUUAAAAAAACACGAUGCAAUCGUUACUACAUUUGAAUUUCCACCAAAGAAGACAAUAGGAAAUAAGGAUGCUAAGUUUGUAGAAGAAAGACGACAAAAAUUACAACAUUGGUUAAGACGGGUUGUCGGGAGAUUAGCACAAUGUUCUCCUGCAUUUGCAUCUAGACCAAAUAGACAAACACUUGUAUCACUAAUACCUUUUUUUGGCGAUACUCCUAAUACUCAGGAUUCGAGGAAAAAUAACUCUACAAAAAAUACGUUUUCUUCUUCCCCUCAAUAUAUGGGUUUAUAAUUAUUAACGUUUUUUAUAGACAAUUUGUACAUAUACGAAGCUUUUUUAAUUUUAUGUAUAAAACAGUUACGUUAUUCUAUACCUGUGUGUAUAUAUAUAUAAAUUCAAUUGUUGACAACUGAGAGAAACGAGCAUAUGCUUGUGUGUAUACAAUCAUAAUUAAUACACAUCCACACAUAUGCUGGUUAUAUGAUAAUGUGUAUAAAAGUAACAUGUAGUAAAAAUAAUUAAAAGUUAAUCAUUUUUUACAGAAAUAUGUAUUAUUUUUUUUUUAGAAAUGUUUAUGUGCAAUAUCGUCUAAAAGACUAACUCGUGUUAAGAGAAAAAUUUUGGUCCUAUUUUGAAUCUUUCAAUCGGAUAAAAAAAUAUAUUUCUUACGAACUAUAUAAAUCUGUUAUAUCUUUUAUAUUUUAGAAUAAACAUAUUAAAAAAUAUUUUUUUAACGUGUAUGUGUUAUAAAAUAAAUGAUAAUUAAAAAUGUAUAUAAAAAGGUUAAUACUAGGGAUGUGCAGGUAAUCGAAGUUUUAAGUUUCGUUACUUUAGGAAUUUCAAAUAGCGAGAAUUAGCUACUUGGCAAUAAUCAGACUGGGUACCCGUACAUUCCUAAUUUAAUACACGAACGAAAAUGAAUUCUAAAAAGGAAAGAUCGCAAACAAAUGCAAAGAGUACAAAAAAGAAAGUAUCAUACUUUGUUCUUACGAUUAAAUUGUACAAUACCGUGUUCAAUCCCGUUUUCUAAAAAUUUUAUUCAUGUAAGGCGCCUUAACAAUAAUAUAAAAAGGUACACUUUUCCAUUUAUACUUUAUGAUAAAAAUAAAAGUGCAUAUUGUUAUUGGAACAAGUACAUACAAUAUUAUGCUGGUAAAUAAUACAACUAAUCGCAUAUAAGAUUCACAGGUUUAACAAGUUGCGUAGGAGUCUCACUAUGGAGAGGUAAGAUAAGAGAAUUUCAUGAACAACCAAUUCUCGAAGAACGUAUCCGCCCGUAGAUCUUUGUUCCUCAAGUUUAACGCUUGUCAAAUAAUAAAUACAUGUUAUAACAAUGAAAUUUCGAACGUUGACAUUGGUAUUUGUACUAAGCAUACAGACAGCGUUUUUUUUUACCUUUCCAUAUUGAGAUAUAAAAGUUUCUUGUAAUAGCAAAGUUUAUCGAGUUAUUAAUAUAAUUAUCCUUAAUACCUUGACCGCCGAGUUUGGAACCAUAAUGUAUUUUUUUCUCGUUACAAAGGAACCAACAGUACAUUCGUACAUUUUAUUGUUAUAUCGUAGUUAGACAAUGUUACGACAGGAGUAUUUAUAUUGUAGCUCAAACGAGCAACAAAAUAACGGACAAAUCUCGAUAAAUCGAUAUUCGUCACUUUCUGAGUUCGAGUCGCUUACACUUAAUUCGAUAUCGUGUGUAUCGAAAAGUAAGACAUUGUUGUGAUGGCAGUCAAUGUAUUAAUUGCAAUUACAUACGCUUAAAACGAAUCUAUGGAAUCUAUGUUUAUAGCGCAUCGCAAUCAUAGCAUCAUAAUCAUAGUAAGUUUCAUAACAUAACGAAUAUGUGAUUAGAUUACUUAUAAAAUCGAUUACAAAUCAGACACAGUCAUUUCAAAUCGAUAUCAUACAAUAUAUUUUGUCUUGUGUUAGGGAGGAAAAAUAAUCGGAUACAUCGAGGUGAAUGAAUUCUUAAUAUUUCGAUAAGGAUACCAUGAAUUAAUUGUUUAAUUCACUGAAUGUAGGAAAGUAUGAAUACAAAUUCGUAUCGAAAACAUAGAAAAAAUUAAGAUUAGAAGCGAAUAAAAAUGUUUUUAAUUAUAGUGUAAUCUCAUCAUAUGGCUCCCAGUUAUAUGGCCCACUUGAAAGAGUCCUUCACACGAACUUUCACGCACACAUUAAGAUCAUCGCAAUUUCAAAGACUGCCAAUUAUUUCUGAUCGCAAAUUUUUAUCAACAAAAUUUUUUAAUUUAAAUUUUAUAAAUUUUGAACAAGAAAAAUAUAACAAUUUUCAAAUUUAAAGAUUGCGAUAACAGAAAGUGAGUAACGUCAUUGAAAAUUUUGAUAAUUAAGUGCUACAUGGAAGUUCUUUAAAAAUGGCCCAUCAUUUUUUUUAGUCUGUAUAGCCUCGCCCAGGGCCAUGUAACGAGACUCCACUGUAUAUGAAUUUAAAAAAUUUUCAAAUAUAAAUAAAGUAUCGUAACGAUAAAAUACUCAAAAAUAAGGCAAUAAUAUAUAUUUAUAUAUAUAUUUUUUGUUUAUGUACUAAAUCUUAUAUCUUAAUUUGCUUUUAUACUUUGAAAUUUGAUAAUGCACGAAAAAUACAAUGUAUAACUUAAUUAUCGCUUAAAGAGUAUUUUAUUCCGUAGAAAAUAUAAGUUCAUUUAUACAUAUAACGUUUAAUGAAAAUUCAUCGGGAUUGAGAAAGUAAAUCUCAAUUACGAAAAAAUUAAGAUACUUUACAAUACUGAUUACGCGGUGCUUAAUCGAAAAACUAUAAACUUUAUCGAUAUCUCGAAUUACGAUUCACAGAGAUGCGUGUAACCAUCUAUUAUUUAAAUUUAACGUUCUAUCGUCGGAAUAAACGAUAGUUUCAAAUGAACAAGGAUAAACAGUAAUAAAAUGUAAAAUACGUUUAAUAUAAAAAGAAAGAAAAACAUAUUUUCGACAUUAUAAUAAAAUUUCAAAUAAAAUGAAUCAAUUUCAAUAUUAAAAAUUUUUAAUCAACGCUAAAAAAAAAUAUAUUAGAAUCAACUUUUACUAUGAUUUUGACAAUUGCAUUGUGCCGUUCAGAAAAGGAGUCUAAUCUCAGUUGACUAUGGACAGCUCGUGUUAUGGUAAUUCUUUUUAUACAUAUUUUUUUUUUUAAAGUUCGCAUUGUUCCACAAGUUAUUUAUUUUUUUUUUUUCUUCGUUCAACGAACUUUCGCGAGACGCAUGAAAAGUAUAGAAUUCGUUGGCCUUAGUCACUACGUUCCGUACAAAGGUUUCAUCGUAAACGGCUUUAAAUUAUUAUUUACAUUUACUAGCUCUCUUCGCUGACUAAUUUUGAUUUAGCCCUAGGACAGACUAGAGGGUGAAUAGAUCCUUAUUUAUAAAUUAUUGAUUUUCGAUGUACCGUUGCGAACCUACUUGCGUGUUUAUGAUUUUGAGUUGUAAGAUACUCUUUUGUAUAUUACAAAAAUUCAUUACCUAAACACAUUGUACAAUUUUUCAACAAGACAAACACCAAAAAGAUAUUUUCAUAACGUAGAAAAUUAUACUAUAUUUAAACAAGUAGUACAAUUUAAUUGCGAACAUAUAAGUUUUUUAACAAUCAAUUUAUAUUCUGUUGCAUAGAAUAAGAAAUGAUUAAACAGUAUUUCAUAUAUUUAUUAUAAAACAAUAAAUAGAUAAAAGCUAUAUUUAACUUUACUAAAUAGGUAAAAACUUAUUCGACUUUCGAAAAUUGUAUGUAGGAAAAAAUUUGUAUAACGCUGAGCAUCUUACAAAUUAAAAUGAUACAUUCAACAAGUUUGCUUUUUUAUCUUGCUGUUGUGUAAAAUACUACAACGAUACGUCUGAACAGUCCUAGGGAUAAAUAAAUUCGUAAUUGACAUAAUCAUUUUGCCAUUCUGAAGCCUGCUCAGAUUUAGAUAUGUAAAGAGAAUGUACCGAACAGUAGUCACAUAAGGAUUGUUUAGUUAACGAAUUAUAAAGAGUACCUAUAUUGUUUCAUAGGUAACCAGAGAAAUUUGAGCCUAAUCUUUUCUUUAACUUUAAAUUUAGGUAUAUCCAAAUAACAGGUAAUCUUUAGUUUAGCAGUCUUUACACACAUUCCUCUGUUUUCAUGAAAUUGACAACAAAAGCUAACAAUAAUGAUAACACAUUAUGCAAGUACAUGAAGGUUAAAAAGUGGAGCCUCA